CCUCUAAAUGUUUUUUUUUUUUUUUUAGAAGGGAAAAGGCGAAGGUCUCCCUCCGGUUCGAAGUACCUUCUGCUUCCUCCCCACGGAAAAGAGCCAAAGGAGACGGCAAUGGAGUCUCCUCUCCUCUGAAAAAAAAACCCUAAUUUCUCCCAUCGAAACGCCUAAUCGAUCUCAACUUCACGGGAGAAGACAUUGAGGGAUGGAGAUGGAUAGCAUCCAGAUUCGCUUCGCCGUUUCCCUGGUAACCUCUUUCUUGAUUGCGGCCAGAGCCUUCAAGCGGAAGUCCGUCGAUCUCUCCGGCGUUCUCACUGGCAUCCCAGUGAUGGUGAUCCACAUGCUGGCCGGCUACAGGUUUGCGGCUUUACUUCUAGUCUUCUUCUUUACGGCUUCCAAAUUGACGAGAGUUGGGGAGGAGAGGAAGAGGAACAUUGAUGCGGAGUUCAAGGAGGGAGGGCAGCGGAAUUGGGUACAAGUUCUGGCAAAUAGUGCAAUUGCAUCUAUUUUGGCAAUCAUAUUUGCAGCGAUAAAUGGUGGGCAAGACAUGUGCUUGGACACAAAACGGUCGAGUCUUACGACUGGCCUUGUUGGUGGUAUCAUCGGUCAUUAUGCCUGUUGCAAUGGUGAUACUUGGUCUUCAGAAUUAGGAAUGCUUAGCAAUUCACAACCACGACUAAUUACAACAUUUAAGACAGUCCGAAAAGGUACAAAUGGUGGAGUCACUAUAGAUGGACUUUUAGCAGCUGCAGCAGCUGGCUGUGUUAUCGGUCUGGCUUUUGUCCUUGUUGGGUUGCUUACAACUGAAUGUGCUGGAGAUGUGGCUUGGAGGCAGUUCCUGAUAAUACCUAUAGCUUCAGCAGCAGGGUUUUGCGGAAGCAUGAUGGAUUCAUUACUGGGUGCCACACUUCAGUUCAGCGGAUAUUGCACAUUGCGCAAGAAGGUGGUUGGAAAACAGGGACCAACCGUGAUCAAGAUCUCAGGAAUGAACAUUCUGGACAAUAAUGGGGUCAAUGCAGUGUCAGUAUUGUCAACUACACUAGUUACCUCCAUUACCUGCUUGUACGUCUUCUAAUCUCAUGGCCAGAUGUUCUCAUCCUUAUUUAUCACUCAUUUGACAAGUGGUAGAUCUCCCACAUGGGAGGAGUCGAUCGUAUAUUUGUACCAUAGGAAGCAAAUAGUUAGCUACCAUGCCUUAAUUAUUUUUUUUGAGGAUUGUGUCCUGUUUUUGUUUCAAUUGUCGCAUAUUGGUUUGAUGUACCAAUGUCAGGCUGCUAAAUUCCUAAGAUCACACUUGUCUGUAUUGCAGUAUCAAUGCAGCAGUUUUGUGAAUUUUCUCAAGCAAUUUCCACUUCACUCUGCAA
Messenger RNA from Elaeis guineensis (African oil palm), 1358 nucleotides. Its product is annotated as protein PGR. Gene Ontology annotation, cellular component: membrane. NCBI's taxonomy places the organism in Eukaryota, Viridiplantae, Streptophyta, Magnoliopsida, Arecales, Arecaceae. The record is from RefSeq and is a predicted model, not a curated record.